GUCGCCUUAGAAAUUUCUUCUCUCCCAAAAAUGGAUGUCUUAAGACGGUCGGGCAAGGAAACCCGGUACGGAGGCAAGGAGAUAAUACCAGGAACCAAGUUUGGUCUCAAAUACAACAGCGCCAGGAGACGUACUCAAGAGAUGCCCACCACGAGCGAGGAGAGGCGACCUCUGGCAGAUAUCGGCAACAUUACCCAUCUUAGCUCUCAGACUCACGCUAGCACCUACGAGGAUGAAUUUAGCAGAUUCAUCAAGGACCAGGAUGAGGUAGAGGUAGAGGAGCAAGUUACGAAGGCUUCUAAAAACAUCCUAAAGAAGAGGAAAGAGUCUGCAAAAUAUUAG
This is a messenger RNA of Procambarus clarkii (red swamp crayfish), 342 nucleotides long. Lineage: Eukaryota; Metazoa; Arthropoda; Malacostraca; Decapoda; Cambaridae. The record is from RefSeq and is a predicted model, not a curated record.